Messenger RNA from Gopherus evgoodei (Goodes thornscrub tortoise), 2491 nucleotides. RefSeq names its product signal transducing adaptor family member 1 (gene STAP1). Gene Ontology annotation, molecular function: signaling adaptor activity; protein kinase binding. Gene Ontology annotation, biological process: cell surface receptor protein tyrosine kinase signaling pathway; positive regulation of B cell receptor signaling pathway. The transcript is spliced from 11 exons. The record is from RefSeq and is a predicted model, not a curated record. The coding region runs from base 979 to 1944 and encodes 321 amino acids. NCBI's taxonomy places the organism in Eukaryota, Metazoa, Chordata, Testudines, Testudinidae.
GCCGAACUGCUGUUCUCCGCGCGCACCCGCCAUCCGGUGCACCCGCCUGAACUCCCGCCCUCCGCGAGCACUCGCACCCCGGCGCACCUGCCUGUACCUCAGAUUCCCGCGCGCACGCGCCCCCCAGCACACCAGCCAGCUUCCCGGCCCUGCCCUGCGCGCGCACCCGCCCCCCUCCCCUCCGGCACACCAGCCCGCACUCCCGUUCUCCGUGCGCACCUGCCUGUACCUCAGAUCCCCGCCGCCCUCCGCGAGGCCCCGACAGUCACAUCCCCGCCCGCAUCCGCCCCGGCGGCCCCCAUUCUGCCGGGGCUGCGCACUCCUGCCUCGCCCCCUUGUACACCCAGCCCUACCGUCUGGGCACACCUGGGCCCCCCCCGCCCUGCCUUCUUGCACACCCAGCCUCCCUCACACUCGGCGCGUUCCCCCACCCAGGCUGUGCCCACUCCCCACGCCUCCGCCUUCCCUACCACCCAUUGCCCCACGCCUCGCUGCCUCACAGACACCAGCCUCCCCCCCCACCCUUUCAAACGUGCCAAUUUCUUGCCUGCUCUCACCCACCCGUUUUACUCACCCUUGGCCGCUUCUGCACACACUGCUACCCCACGCCGUGCCCUUGUGCAUUCAUCGCCAGCCCUUCGCAAGCUCCUAGACCUGCCCGCACUCCCCCCUUGGUGCUAAGCUAGCCUGUCAUGCACUCGCAGCCCCUCACUCCGAGCCACGUGCUAAAUAGUGAACUCCCGCAGCCGAGCCCAGGCUAGAAUCCCACAGCCAGUGCCUGACCCCCUCCCCCAGCGCUUUACAGACCAGUCGUAGACUCAAUGGGUGGCUGCGUCAGCCCCCUGCAGAAAUGUGGUUAACAGACUGUGGUUUUCAUCUGGAGAACCUAAAGCAGUUCACAAAGAUCACCUGUAAAGAUUCCAGAGUCUGAACUGUGAGAGGGAGAUUUCUCUGACAGAUCCCCCACUAAAUCCAGUAAUGAUAAUCCUGGAUUUUGAACAGUACUGGACAGAACUCAGAGGAACUACGCUUUUCUUUUAUAGUGAUAAGAAAACUCCAACCUAUUUAGAGAAACUACAGCUGACGAAUUCGACAUCAGUAGUGAACGUUUAUCCAGAUGAAAAGUGCGGUGCACAGUUUAUCCUGAUGCUGAGAAAUGAGAAAGUGGAGCUGAAGGUCGAGGACUAUGACAGUGGGGAGGAAUGGAAAGGCUUUAUCCUCACAGUCACACAGUUGUCAGUUCCAGUGUGUAGGUCACUGCUACCUGGACAACUUAUUAAGCUGCAUGAGGUGCUAGAGAAAGAAAAGAAAAGGAGGACUGCAAUGGAAGAGUCACCCAGUGCAUCUUUGAGCACAGAGGAGACAAACAAUGGAGACUACGUUAAAAUACUGAACACUAUGCCAGAGUGCUUCUAUGCAGUGUCACGGCAGAAAGCGAUUGAGAUGUUAGAGAAGAAUCCUUCUUGGGGGAACCUGAUCCUGCGGCCUGGUAGUGACAGUAAGAACUACUCAGUCACUAUCAGACAGGUGAUAGAUGGUCCAUGCAUAAAGCACUACCGAGUGAUGAACAUGGGCAAAGGUUACACAAUUGAACUGUCAAGACCAGUUAUACGCCAGAGCCUUCAUGAUGUCAUUGAUUACUUUGUGAAUCAAACCCAAGGGAGCCUGAAGCCAUUUGUUACACACACGUAUGACAACAAAUUGGGUAUGCAGCUUGUUUCUACAUCUGAACUUUCUUUAGACCAUGCCCCAAGAGACAUACACCCGGUGAUUGUCUCUCAGCCCAGAGCCAAGCCUCCCCGGAGCCCUAUGCCUGAGAAAGAAACAGCACUGCUUCAGCAGUAUCCUGUAGCCAGAUACGUGCAUGAAACUCGUGGCAAAGAGAUGAAAGAAAGAGUGAAGAGACAAGCAGCUGACAGACAACGUGCAAAUCAACCCCUUUGAAGUGGAAAAUGUAGGAAGGAUGGACGUUUUCUUAGGGGAAAAAAGUCACAUUCUAGCCCCCAAAAUCCCUGUGAGCUAAAUUUAGUAGUACAGUCUCACCUUGUAUCAACAAAUCUCAGAAGCUGGUGGAAUAAAUUACGGCACAUUAAACUGGAUAUCUGUUUCCCAAGGCUUCCAGUUGGUCAAAACAAAGUCCAUCUCCAUGGCUCUAAGCACAUUUGUCUCAGCAGCCUUAUGAGACUUUCCGGGACACAGUAGAAUGAUCGCACCCCAUCUGACAGCCUCUGUGCUGUUGAGGAUGAAAGUCUCAGGGAAGGAGACCAUCCUACUGGAGCAGAGGGAAAUGAUCCCAUAGUUGGGACCCCCCUUCCAAAUGAUGUUGUGGUGUCCUCUCGCACUGAAGUUACUUCUCGGGGGGAGGGAACUCCAGUUAUUAGGAAGAGAUAGGUAAUAGUUAUGGAGGAUUCAAUCAUUCAACACAGAUAGCUGGGUUUGCAAUGACUGGCAGAACCACAUGGUGACUUGCCUGCCUGGUGUGAAGGUUGCG